Molecule: messenger RNA, 831 nt
Organism: Vigna radiata var. radiata (mung bean)
Lineage: Eukaryota; Viridiplantae; Streptophyta; Magnoliopsida; Fabales; Fabaceae
Product: RING-H2 finger protein ATL70-like
Exons: 1
Coding region: 235-738 (167 amino acids)
Source: RefSeq, a predicted model, not a curated record
CAAACGCAACCCUUAAUUUCUUAACCUUCUUCUUCUUCUUCUUUCCUUCUCUCUCUCUCUUUCACAUUCAUUUUCCGUUGACUUUGUAUAUCAUGAAAUCUUGCAGCAGCCAAAUCAUUAACGUUUCAUUGCAAGUUGAUCUCAUCCAUCGCCAUGGCUAACAUAAACACUUUUCUUAACCCCCUUGAAUCCAAAACCAUCUGAUUUUUCAUCAUCAUCAUCAUCAUCAAGAAGAUGAACAAUACAAGUGAUUCAUCUGGGUACCUUGGCUCCAGCAACAUAAGUGGCUUUGGCAUGGGCAUCGGAAUUUCAAUUGGGAUUCUUCUGCUUAUCACAACCAUCACACUCACCUCCUACUUCUGCACCAGAUCACAGGUACCAACUGCUCCAAGGAGAAGAACUUCUUCUGGCCCACAAUUCCUCGAGCCACAGCAUACAGUAAUUGAUGUUGGGUUGGAUGAAGCCACAAUCAUGAACUACCCCAAGAUGCUGUACUCUGAAGCCAAGCUAAGGAAAUCUGAUUCCACAGCAACAAGCUGUUCCAUAUGUCUGGGAGAUUACAAAAGUUCUGAUGUGCUAAGGGUUUUGCCAGAUUGUGAACAUGUCUUUCACCUCAAUUGCAUAGACCCAUGGUUGAGGCUGCAUCCAACUUGUCCUCUCUGCAGAACAUCUCCUAUCCCAACACCUCUCUCGACACCUCUUGCAGAAGUUGUCCCGUUAGCAACAAGGCGAGAUUAAUUCAUAGUAUAUGUUUUUUUCAAUGUUGUAGUAGUACUGGUUCACCAAGGUUUUAAGGUUUAUCAGAGUUUCAUAAAAUACUUUAUUGAUUCA